Eubalaena glacialis (North Atlantic right whale) is the source of this 841-nucleotide messenger RNA. Its product is annotated as DNA-directed RNA polymerases I, II, and III subunit RPABC4. The record is from RefSeq and is a predicted model, not a curated record. Gene Ontology annotation, biological process: DNA-templated transcription. Lineage: Eukaryota; Metazoa; Chordata; Mammalia; Artiodactyla; Balaenidae. Gene Ontology annotation, cellular component: RNA polymerase III complex; RNA polymerase II, core complex; RNA polymerase I complex. The transcript has a single exon. The coding region runs from base 52 to 228 and encodes 58 amino acids. Gene Ontology annotation, molecular function: zinc ion binding; DNA binding; DNA-directed RNA polymerase activity.
GAAUCUGUUCGGAAAGGCAGAGAAGUUUCUCCGUGUUACGUGGGGACAACAAUGGACACCCAGAAGGACGUUCAACCCCCAAAGCAGCAGCCAAUGAUAUAUAUCUGUGGAGAAUGUCACACAGAAAAUGAAAUAAAAUCAAGGGAUCCAAUCCGUUGCAGAGAAUGUGGAUACAGAAUAAUGUACAAGAAAAGGACUAAAAGACUGGUGGUUUUUGAUGCUCGAUGAAACUAAAAUUCAGAGGAAUGUCUUCAUUUGGAUUUUGAUUUGCUAUUAAUGUUGUCGUAUAGCUUUUGAUUAGUGUACUUUAUGAAUACAACUAUAUACACAUGAUUUCAUUUUAAAAACCGUAUUGUAUUUAGGUAUCUAUUAAUAGCUUAUAUAAAGAUAUUUUUGUUCAGUUACAUGGUUUGUAAUUUAAUUUUAUCGUAUAUGUAAUCUGACACACAAUGAAGGUUAAAAGUGGUUCCCCAAACUACACUUUAAUCAAAACCUAGAAUCAUCUGGGGCCCUUGUUAAAAAUGAAGUUUGCUAGGGCCCUCUAAAGGUCUGAUUAAGUAAGUUCCUAGGAAACCACUGUUUUACAUCACCAAUUGUUUGUAAACUCUCCAGCCUCAUUUUGUAUAGAGUAUACCAAUGCACUUACUGUCAGUGUGCAUACCUCAUUUUGAGUUAUAAUUUUCAUUUGUUAACUUGGCAUAGGCCUUUCUGUAUUUGUAUAUAAUGCUUGACUUUUUUACAUCUUCGGCAAGGGAAAAGAAACUUUAAUGGUUGCUUUCUCUAAGGCAAAAUCAACCCCAAGUAAAGUGGAUGAAGCAGACUAUUAAGGCAGGUGCAGUUU